This is a messenger RNA of Aspergillus wentii DTO 134E9, 1890 nucleotides long. Its product is annotated as putative GABA permease. Gene Ontology annotation, molecular function: transmembrane transporter activity. Gene Ontology annotation, cellular component: membrane. The coding region runs from base 187 to 1773 and encodes 528 amino acids. NCBI's taxonomy places the organism in Eukaryota, Fungi, Ascomycota, Eurotiomycetes, Eurotiales, Aspergillaceae. Gene Ontology annotation, biological process: amino acid transport; transmembrane transport. The transcript is spliced from 5 exons. The record is from RefSeq and is a predicted model, not a curated record.
UAUCAGCCAUUGUCGGGCUAUCUGGCCAACCGUUUAUACUCGACAGGCAUUUGGCUACCGAUAAACACGAAGUAUGGCUCUUGGGGCAAAGUUGGAGAUGGCGCUCGGGUCUCUUAAAAGGCGAUUGACUCCUCUGGGGAGAGACCCUGAUCGUCACAUUCUCAGCCAGCGUAUACAACCGCCAUCAUGAAGAAAGAUGAGGAUAACCAGGUCUUUCACGACACAACUAAUGAAGAUGUCCGUUUGGAGGGUCUUGGGUACGAGCAGGAGCUCAAGCGAUCCUUUGGGUUGCUGGGCAUGAUUGGUUUUAGUUUCAGCAUAGUCACCUCAUGGACAGCGUUGAGCGGUGUAUUCAUCGUGGGUGUCACAUCGGGAGGACCUCCAGUCAUGGUGUUUAGUUUCAUCGCCGUCAGUCUUCUCACUCUGGCGGUUGCUAUUCCCAUGGCAGAGAUGUGCUCCAUGUACCCCGUCGCUGGUGGCCAGUAUUCUUGGGUUGCUGCCCUAGCUCCUCCAAAAAUUGCACGAGGGCUUUCAUAUAUUAGUGGCUGGUUUAUGCUUAUCGGCAUUCUCGCUAUGGGAGCAACGAAUAACUCCAUCGGUGCCAACUUCGUCCUCGGUAUGGCCAAUCUGGUCUUCCCUGAAUACACAAUCGAGCGCUGGCAGACAGUGCUAGUAGCCUACCUCAUCGCGUUCAUGUCGACCGGUAUCAAUAUCUGGGGAUCUCAUCUUCUCAAUCGUCUCUCUCGUUUCAUUCUGAUUUGGAACGUUGGCUCGUUCUUGGUCACCAUGAUCACAAUCCUUGCUACCAACGAUAACAUGCAAUCUCCCUCUUUCGUUUUUCAGGAAUUCCAAAACUUCACCGGCUGGGGUUCCUCCAUGGCUGCCAUUGUGGGAAUUCUGCAGGCAUGCUUCGGUAUGUGCUGUUACGAUGCGCCAUCCCACAUGACCGAAGAAAUGAAAUCGGCCUCCAAGGAAGCACCCAAAGCGAUCAUCCUCUCCGUCGUGCUGGGUGCCGUGACCGGUUUCGCCUUCCUCCUGACCCUCUGCUUCUGCAUUGGCGACAUCGAAGAAACUGCCGCCACGACCACUGGUGUGCCUGUAAUCCAGAUCUUCUAUGAUUCCACCGGCAGCAAAGCCGGUACAUGCAUUCUAUCGAGCAUGAUUGCCGUCAUCGUCAUCGUCGCUGGAAACAACCUUCUGGCUGAAGGAUCUCGUUCGGUAUAUGCGUUUGCUCGGGACCAGGGUCUCCCAUUUUCCAAGGUGUUCUCCAAGGUGGAAAGCAAGCGCCAGGUGCCUGUCAACGCAGUCCUUCUCACCCUUGUUGUACAACUCGCGUUGGACGCCAUUGACUUUGGCACCACAACUGGGUUUGAAACAGUCAUUGCCAUCGCUACGGAAGGCUUCUACGUUUCAUAUGCCAUCGCUCUUUUCAGUCGUCUCAUGGGAUACAUGACAGGUCACAAGACACACCUUAACGGCCCCUUCUCCCUACCCCUGCCGGUCUCUAUCGCUCUUAAUUUGCUUGGACUCCUCUUCCUUCUCUUUGCUGCCAUAACCUUUAACUUCCCUACAACUUAUCCGGUCGGCAAAGACUCGAUGAACUAUACAUCAGCUGCCAUCGGUGUCAUUGGACUUAUCAGCGCCGUGACCUGGGUGACAACCGGUCGAAAACACUUCACCGGGCCGGGUGGUAUGAGCGUGCUAAGAGGUGAGAAGGCCGAGGGAGAGUCAGGAGGUGUGGUUGAGGGGACUGUCGAUUCGAAAAAGGAAUAAUUACCCAUCCAUUGAUAUAAAUCAACUAUAUUAUCUUAUAGUCUAUAGCCUAUAGCUUUAUGAAUUUAGCGACAGAAAUAUGUAUUAAUAUAAGGUAAAUGUGAAUUCAAUGAGCUC